Molecule: messenger RNA, 2880 nt
Organism: Telopea speciosissima
Lineage: Eukaryota; Viridiplantae; Streptophyta; Magnoliopsida; Proteales; Proteaceae
Product: U-box domain-containing protein 33-like
Exons: 9
Coding region: 27-2720 (897 amino acids)
Biological process (GO): protein ubiquitination; protein phosphorylation
Molecular function (GO): protein kinase activity; ATP binding; ubiquitin-protein transferase activity
Source: RefSeq, a predicted model, not a curated record
UAGAUACCUAGUGGUAUGCUUUCUCCAUGGCUGUUGUGAGUCCUAUUCCUACUCUUACAACACAGAUUGGACGAGUUGAGAUUCAUGAUUUUGGUUUAUCUGGAUUGAGGAACACUUCUGGAGAGAUUGAAGAAGAAUCUCGACGUGUAGUGGAAGAUAAAAUCUUUGUGGCAGUGGGGAACGUUGUGAAGGAGAGCAAGUCAACUUUGUUAUGGGCGUUAAAGAAUUCAAGAGGGAUGAAGAUCUGCAUCCUCCAUAUUCACCAGCCAGCUCAGAUGAUCCCAUUGUUGGGUGGGAAAUUUCCAGCAAGCACACUGAACAAACAGGAAGUCAUGGCAUACCGAGAACUUGAAAGGAAAAAAAUGCAUGAUGCUCUAAAUGAAUACAUGUACAUUUGUCGUGGAGCAAGGGUAAGGGCAGAUAUGAUAUACAUUGAAAAGGACAAUAUUGAGGAAGGGAUUGUGGAGCUCAUCACUCAGCGUGGGAUGAAAAAGCUAGUAAUGGGUGCAGCAGCAGACAAGCAAUACUCAAGGAGAAUGACAGAACUCAAGUCCAAGAAAGCAAUAUUUGUGCGUGAAAAAGCACAUGUUUCCUGUCAUAUAUGGUUUGUCUGUAAGGAUUUCCUCAUCUACACAAGGGAAGGCAACUUAGAGGGAAGUGAACCAGCUAGUCCAAUCAGAGUAACUAGCCAAGUGGAGCAUUUGGGAUCUAAAUUUCCUUCUAGCCCCAGGGGACAGAAGCAUUAUGUAAAGCUCAGUAAUCCAAUUCAGGACCUGUUUCGAAGAGCUGUAUCUGUCAACAAUGGCAGUUCUAGAAGAAAAAUCUCAUCAUUAUCUUCCCCAGAAGGGACUGCAGGAAUUCCAACAGCGCCGCCAAUCCAAUUAGGUGGGGAGGAGUUUGCCAGUGAAUGUGAGGGGAGUGGGACAUCAAGGAGGAGUCCUUCUAAGUUUUCAGAGGUUUCAACAUGGUCUGCAAGUGAUGUGCCUGAGACUUUUGAGUCGAUCUCAACUGUGAGGGAUGAGGGAAGUGAAGCAGGGACAGUAUUAUUCUCACUGCAUGGAUUCGAAGAGAAUCUUCAUGAUUCAUCUCUUCCAAAUACACCGUUGCGGGAAGAACAGAUGAAAGAUGACAUAUAUUAUCAACUGGAACGAGCCAUGAUGGAGGCUGAAAAAUCUAGACGUGAAACAUUCGAAGAAUCUCUCAAGCGUAGGAGAGCUGAGAAGGAUGCUCUUGAGGCUAUACACAAGGCUAAAGCAUCAGAAAGCUUGUACGAGAAGGAAAAGAAGCUGAGGGAAGAACUGGAAGUUUUGCUUUGGAAAGAAAAGCAAGAAUUGGAAAUGUUGAAGAUACAACGAGACCAGGUCAUGGAAGAACUUCGGGUCACCCUGGACCAUAGAUCAAGACUGGAGAGUCAAAUUGCUGAUUCUGACCAAAUGUUAUCAGAGCUGGAGGAGAAGUUCCGCUCCGCUGUGCAACUCUUGGUGAAUAUGAGGAAUGAACGUGACGAGUUACUGACAGAGAGAGACAAUGCAGUAAGGGAAGCUGAGGAGCUGAGGAAAACUAGGGAAGAGGAGGCCACCAGCUCGUAUACCCCUCAGUUCUUCUCUCAGUUCUCUUUCAUAGAGAUCGAGAGAGCUACUUGCAACUUUGACCAAACCAUGAAGAUUGGAGAAGGGGGAUAUGGGAUUGUUUAUAGAGGAAAACUUCGACAAACCCCGGUAGCUAUUAAGAUGUUGCACGCUGAUAACUUGGAUGGACAUGUGGAGUUUCAACAAGAGGUGGAUGUAUUGAGUAGAGUGAGGCAUCCAAACAUCGUUACCCUCAUUGGAGCUUGCCCAGAAGCCUGGGCGCUUAUCUAUGAGUACCUCCCCAAUGGCAGCCUCGAAGAUCGGCUUGCCUGUAAGGAUGGAACUCCCCCUCUCUCAUGGCAAACUCGAAUACGCAUCGCCGUUGAGGUCUGCUCGGCCCUCAUCUUCCUCAACUCUCACAAGCCUCAUUGCAUCAUUCAUGGCGAUCUCAAGCCCGCCAACAUCCUCCUUGAUGCCAAUUUUGUCAGUAAACUCAGUGACUUUGGGAUCUCCCACUUGAUCCGCCGUCCUGAGAGUUCAAACCCGUCCACGUUAUCCUAUAAAACAAGCCCAAAGGGAACCUUUGCGUACAUGGACCCAGAGUUUCUGGCAACCGGAGAAAUGACAUCAAAGUCGGAUAUCUAUUCAUUUGGGAUCAUAGUACUGAGGCUGUUGACAGGGAAACCAGCCAUGGGAAUAGUAAAGGAAGUGCAGUAUGCACUUGAGAAGGACAAUCUGAUUGCGGUGUUAGAUGCAUCUGCCGGUAACUGGCCGUAUGUGCAGGCCAAACAGCUGGCUCACUUGGCAUUGAGUUGCUGUGAGAUGAGAAAAAACAGACCAAACCUUGAAGAAGAGGUCUGGAGGGUGCUUGAGCCGAUGGGGGCUUGCUGGGGAGCCUUGUCAUUUUCCAGGUUGGCAUCAGGGGAGCAUUGCCGCGUUCCAUCCUGUUUCAUUUGCCCCAUUUUCCAGGAAAUUAUGCAAGACCCACACGUGGCAGCAGAUGGUUUCACGUACGAAGCAGAGGCUUUGAGAGCAUGGUUGGAUAGUGGUCAUGACACUUCACCCAUGACAAACCUUAAGCUUAGUCAUUUGAGUCUCAUCCCCAAUCACACUCUUCGUUCUGCCAUACAAGAAUGGCUAGAGCAACCCUAAGGUUUUUAAUUUGUUCUUCAUUCAUUCAUUUGUUUCAUGCCUUUAGUGCCAUUCCUGCCUCUCUUUGUUUGUAUAGCACUCAAGUAAGGUUAAGUUAUGUAUAUAUCUACCAAUGUAAAAAAUAUAAAUCUAAGUGGUAUGUUACAGAUAAAGCCACAUA